GCCGAGAACCGCCGGCAACCGACACUCGACAAAACUGUGCAAGUUAGUUGUGGUCGCAUUGAACUGUUAGUGAAAGAGCCAUGACAGAACGUGCACGCGUUCUACAGAAUUACAGGGAGAAAGAGUAAGUGACGGACGGUGAAAAGAGAAGAGAAUUUUUAGUUUCGCCAAAUAUUUGAUAGAUAGAUUUUUACAGGUGCAAGUUACAGGAUUUCGAAUGGUUCGAAUUUCUAAUUUUAAGCUGGAUCUGACGAUGAAGCAUUUUGCCAAAAACGCGUCAUCGUAUCGAUGACACGCUCAAUGACCCUGGCGAUCUGCUUCGUCUCGAUGAUGGCUCUGUCACUUGCCCAGACAUUCCAGUACAGUCGAGGAUGGACGAACGGUAAACGAAGCGGUCACCCUUUUCAGGGUCUCGGUGGACUUCCGAGCGAAUUUGGCGCCGCUUCUGCCGGAGGUGAGGCAACCGGAAGUCAGAUCGUUGACCUCCCGACACCCUGUCAACUCCAGAAGCUGAAGAUACUUCUGCGAGGAACUGCUGGAACCGAUCAGAUGUACUUGCUGCCCUGUGAAGUGAUUGGCAAUUCCGGGCUCCCUUCAUCCCCUGACUUUGCGCCAGCCGGACGUUUUAGACGUUCCUCAAAUCCUCAGGAGAAUAACGACAGCUAUUGAAACACAGUGUAUUGUCUCUUAUCUUCCCAUGUCCUUGUCAUGCCUGCCCUCUAAUAACUAAUUAAAUAAAUAAAAGAAAAAUUGCUACGUAUACACGAAUGUUCUGCACA
Molecule: messenger RNA, 779 nt
Organism: Neodiprion virginianus
Lineage: Eukaryota; Metazoa; Arthropoda; Insecta; Hymenoptera; Diprionidae
Gene: Crz
Product: pro-corazonin-like
Exons: 3
Coding region: 289-669 (126 amino acids)
Biological process (GO): positive regulation of heart contraction
Molecular function (GO): corazonin receptor binding
Source: RefSeq, a predicted model, not a curated record